UUGGGUGAAUGGUGCUUCGAGUUGUCUGGUCAUGGCAGCCCACCAAGUGUUUGCGCACCAGUAAGUAUACGCGUCCUGCCAGGCAACGCCUCCACUUUACUGAUACCCUUCACCAAUCCUCUAAACCAGGCCGUCCGGCUUGAUGUCACCUUACUACCAGCAGGCUGGGAGAGCCCGGCCAUUUUGACGGAAGAAGAAAGAAAUGGCCUCCAGGCAAUUCAACAAGUUGAGGAUACAAACACCACGGGGCAAAAUGGAGUUUUUCGACUACUGUUGAAGAAAGAUAAGUAUGUUUCUCUAAGUGUUCUUCUUCUUUAA
Protopolystoma xenopodis is the source of this 318-nucleotide messenger RNA. Lineage: Eukaryota; Metazoa; Platyhelminthes; Monogenea; Polystomatidea; Polystomatidae. The record is from the annotation of a GenBank genome assembly.